CAAUCAGGUUACAGCAAAGUUGUUGCAACGCCUCAACAAUUUUUCGCGUCCUCUCGAUUCUUUACUCUGUCCACCUCAGCAACUGCGACUCAACAUUGAUUAAGGUUCCUCGGGCUCGCUCUGAAGAUGGCCAGCACUUUGUCCCGGUUGUUGACCAGCAGGAAGACCCGGGGUAUCCUCACGCUGGUGGGGGCCGGAUCCCUGGCCGCGGGUUUUCUGUUCUCCAGGGAUUAUGUGAAAGCGGGGAGCAAACAGAGGAAACUGUACCCCCCCAGCGCUGACUACCCUGACCUUCGAAAGCACAACAACUGCAUGUCAUCUUGCCUGACCCCGGCCAUCUAUGCCAAACUUCGAGACAAGACUACACCCAGUGGCUGGACACUGGAUCAGUCCAUCCAGACCGGAGUGGACAAUCCCGGGCACCCUUUCAUAAAGACUGUGGGCAUGGUUGCAGGGGAUGAAGAAUCCUAUGAGGUCUUUGCUGAUAUCUUUGACCCUGUGAUUAUGGAAAGACACAAUGGAUAUGAUCCUAGGACCAUGAAACACCCCACAGAUCUGGAUGCAAGCAAAAUUAGGAAUGGACAGUUUGAUGAAAACUAUGUUCUUUCCUCACGUGUCAGGACUGGUCGAAGUAUUCGAGGACUCAGCAUGCCUCCUGCCUGCACUCGGGCUGAGAGGAGAGAGGUGGAGAGGGUGACUGUUGAGGCAUUAGCUGGAUUAAAGGGAGAUCUAGCUGGAAAAUACUACAGUCUGAGCAGUAUGACAGAUAAAGAGCAGCAACAGCUCAUUGAUGAUCAUUUCCUGUUUGACAAACCAGUGUCACCUUUGCUGACUGCUGCAGGUAUGGCGAGGGAUUGGCCUGAUGCACGCGGCAUCUGGCACAAUAAUGAGAAGACUUUCUUAAUCUGGGUCAAUGAAGAGGACCACACUCGAAUUAUCUCCAUGGAGAAAGGAGGUAACAUGAAGAGGGUGUUUGACAAAUUCUGCCGGGGUCUCAAAGAGGUUGAGAAACUGAUCGCUGAGAAAGGCUGGGAGUUUAUGUGGAAUGAGAGACUUGGCUACAUCCUGACAUGCCCAUCAAACCUGGGCACUGGACUCCGAGCUGGGGUACACAUCAAACUACCCAUGCUCAGCAAGGAUCCUCGCUUCUCAAAGAUCCUGGAGAACCUUCGUCUGCAGAAACGAGGGACAGGGGGUGUGGACACUGCGGCUGUGGGCAGUGUGUUUGACAUCUCGAACCUGGACCGACUGGGGAAAUCUGAGGUGGAGUUGGUUCAGUUGGUGGUUGAUGGAGUCAACUAUUUAAUUGAGUGUGAGAAGAGACUCCAGCGUGGACAAGAUAUCAAAAUUCCGGCACCUAUAGCUCAGAGCCGACGUUAAAUCCCCUGUACUCAAACAGGCAUCAUUGAGGCUGAUGUCACAUGAAACAUGUUCUGAAUCUGGUAAUCCUUGCACCUAUGAAGCUGAUAAAUAAACACCCUGACCAUGUGAACUACAAAA
Molecule: messenger RNA, 1500 nt
Organism: Chiloscyllium plagiosum (whitespotted bambooshark)
Lineage: Eukaryota; Metazoa; Chordata; Chondrichthyes; Orectolobiformes; Hemiscylliidae
Product: creatine kinase U-type, mitochondrial
Biological process (GO): phosphocreatine biosynthetic process
Cellular component (GO): mitochondrion
Molecular function (GO): creatine kinase activity
Source: RefSeq, a predicted model, not a curated record